This is a messenger RNA of Chenopodium quinoa (quinoa), 2645 nucleotides long. Its product is annotated as nucleobase-ascorbate transporter 6-like. The transcript has 15 exons. The coding region runs from base 308 to 1903 and encodes 531 amino acids. Gene Ontology annotation, cellular component: plasmodesma; membrane. The record is from RefSeq and is a predicted model, not a curated record. Gene Ontology annotation, biological process: transmembrane transport. Lineage: Eukaryota; Viridiplantae; Streptophyta; Magnoliopsida; Caryophyllales; Amaranthaceae. Gene Ontology annotation, molecular function: transmembrane transporter activity.
AAUUGCUCAAAAUAUUCAAAGCAUAAAGUUAGAAUUUUUUUUUGUAAAUUUGCAAAAAUUUAUUAAAAAGGCAACCUAACUCUGAAUUAUUGAUUUCUAGAAAGAAAAAGAAAAAGAAAAAGAAAAAUAGAGUGUUAAGUAGCAUAACACAAGAGUUUUUUAGGAGAGAGAAAGUAGAGAGAGAAAACUGAAGUGAUAGAGCUUCAGACAUUGUUAUCCUGCAACUCAUAUUUUUUUUUCUGGGUAAAGAAGAACAGCUUAAUUUGGUGAAAAUUUUAGUGAAUAUUAGUGAAGAGUAGUAAAGAAAAUGGCAGGAGGUGCAGCACCAGCUAAGGCGGAUGAGCCAGCGCCACAUCCACCAAAGGAUCAGCUCCCUAAUGUUUCUUACUGUAUUACAAGUCCUCCUCCUUGGCCUGAGGCGAUUCUUCUUGGUUUCCAGCACUACAUUGUGAUGCUUGGCACAACUGUUCUCAUCCCUAGUGCUCUUGUUCCUCAAAUGGGAGGAGGAAAGGAAGAGAAAGCAGAAGUUAUUCAGACAUUGCUAUUUGUUGCUGGUUUGAACACCCUACUACAGACAACAUUUGGAACUCGAUUGCCAGCUGUGAUCGGAGGAUCUUACACCUUUGUUGCACCAACUAUUUCCAUAAUCUUGGCUGGUCGAUACAGUCAAGAACAAGAUCCUAUAAGAAAAUUCAAGAGUAUAAUGCGGGGAAUACAAGGAGCUUUAAUUGUUGCUUCAACCCUUCAAAUUGUCCUCGGCUUCAGUGGUCUUUGGCGUAAUGUCACAAGGUUUCUGAGCCCACUAUCAGUGGUCCCCUUGAUAUCUCUGGUUGGCUUUGGACUUUAUGAACUUGGUUUUCCUGGGGUGGCAAAAUGUGUGGAGAUUGGCUUGCCAGAGCUUGUGCUUUUGAUAUUUAUUGCAGUGUAUCUAUCACAAGCCACAAAAUUUGGGAAGCAUGUUUUUGAACGCUUUGCUGUUCUGAUCUCUGUGGCUAUAGUUUGGCUAUAUGCACACAUUCUUACGGUGGGGGGUGCAUAUAAUCAUGCUGCACCAAGGACUCAGAUAACAUGUCGUACUGACAAAUCUGGACUUAUAAGUGGUGCUCCAUGGAUUAGAGUUCCAUAUCCCUUUCAAUGGGGUGCACCCACAUUUGAUGCCGGUGAAGCCUUUGCUAUGAUGUUGACAUCAUUUGUUGCUCUUGUUGAAUCCACUGGUGCCUUCAUUGCAGUUUCAAGGUCGGCUAGUGCAACAAUGAUGCCUCCUUCUGUUCUUAGUCGUGGUGUUGGUUGGCAGGGAGUUGGCAUUUUGUUGUCUGGAUUGUUUGGAACCGGGAUUGGGUGCUCCGUUUCCGUCGAGAAUGCCGGCCUCUUAACACUGACACGUGUUGGUAGUAGACGGGUUGUCCAGAUAUCAGCUGGCUUUAUGUUAUUCUUCUCCAUUCUAGGGAAAUUUGGAGCUGUGUUUGCUUCAAUUCCUUCACCAAUAAUCGCUGCCUUGUACUGCCUCUUCUUUGCCUAUGUUGGUUCUGUUGGUUUGAGCUUCCUUCAGUUCUGCAAUCUCAACAGUUUCCGUACGAAGUUCAUAUUGGGUUUCUCCAUUUUCUUGGGUUUGUCAAUACCUCAAUACUUUAACGAGUUUGAAGCAAUUAAGGGUUUUGGGCCUGUCCAUACAGGCGCAAGAUGGUUUAAUGACAUGGUGAACGUCCCCUUCUCUUCGGAAGCAUUUGUUGCUGGAAUUGUAGCAUAUUUCUUAGACAACACCCUGCACCGGAAAGAAGGCCCGGUGAGGAAGGACAGGGGUAAGCAUUGGUGGGAUAAGUUCCGGUCUUUCAAGGGAGACACGAGGAGUGAGGAAUUCUAUUCGCUCCCCUUCAACCUGAACAAGUAUUUCCCAUCUGUGUGAUUUAAUCUUCUGGGUAUCAAAGAGGUAUCACUAAAAAGCAUGAGUUUUCCUCGAGUAUGAUGAUGGUCGUGCUCUAUAGUAAUCAUUGUUUGAUCAAGUAACUUGCAACACUUGCGAUAUGCUAUAGUUCUCAGUAUAAAUUAGUUUGUUACUUUUUGUAGGAUUCCUUUAGGACAAUUAUUUGUUUUUUUCUGUGUUGUAAAUCCAAUGUAUUAGUUGUAACAAAGCAAAGCAACAAAGGAAACAAGGCCAAUGGUUUAUGAGUUUCCAACCCUUGCUCCCGGAUAUCCUACUAAUCCAAGCUACAGAGUCAACUCUGCUUCUGCAGAUCUGCUGUUCCAGACUCGUUGCCAAAUCAUGAAUCAGGAUUUUUAUGAGGGUGUUGUGAUGCUCCCCUUGAAUUCUUCAAACUCGGCUGAACUGACGGUAAAUUUGCAGUCCUGCUCGUUCAUCAAAUAGGCGUGUCAUCUUCAGUGCCAUUGUUGAGAAUUAUAUGGGGAUGCAAGAGUAUAUUUGAGCUCAUGUGUCAUUGGAUCUCCCUUGUGGAAGUUAUAACUAGUUUUGCUACAAGCUGUUCAGAUUCAUUCAGGUUGCGAGUAAGAUGUAUGAAGUACUAGUACUACGUAGUUGUUAAAGUUUCUAGUGUUAUGUAUUAGUAUAAAUUUAUUUAUUUUGGAUGUGUAGUAGUCUAGUAGAAACACAAAAUAACAAUGAGUUCUUCAAUUGUUUUAUAUUGUGUGCC